AUGCCCCAGGUCAUUCUAUCAAUGGGUGUCUCUUACCGGCGCGUGGUGGCAGUUUUGACCAGGGUGAGGCCCGAUGACGGUAUAUCCGUCAUUGAUAUCAACGAUCCGAUGAAGCCAGCGUACUGUCAUAUCCUCACAGGCAAACCAAUCGUAGCGGAGGAAUACAUCAGGGUAUAUUUCCCAGCCCCCGAGCCCGGGGCCAAUCUGAAAGAUGAAGACAUAGAGCUGGAAAAGGACAUUGCAGCCGUAGUCGCCACUCUUGAUGAUGUCAGACUGGUUACGACGGAGAUGCUCGCAGAAGUUUGGCCUGCGGAGUACCCUCCCGACGACAACGAACCCGCAGUCCCAGAUGAACUCCCAGUCCAGGUUGACAAUAUCAUCCCCCAGUUGGCCGACCUUGUUAUGGGACCUGCGGUUGAGCAAUCCAUCGCACAGGGUAACUUCGAUGGAUUAGAGCCUUUCGUCUGGGUACCGGAGAAGGCUAAAGUAAUCAAAGCAGCUCUACGAGGCAUCGAUCCCUUUCCUGAUGUUGCUAUUUCAUUACUUCGCCGUGUCUACGAAGCCCAAAGCAAUAAGAACGAACUCGAUCUAACUGGCCUCCCCCUCCCAUCCGACCAGAUCAUCAACUUCGUAUCUCAGUACAAUGACGUAAAACGUCUCAAACUUUCGAACAUGCCCCAUGUCACCAUAGACACCGUGCGCAAGUUGUUAACCUCGACGCCAUCGAUCUCACAUGUCACCCUCCUUGGCACGCGGAUGGAGGACGAAUCCAUCUGGAAACUGUUGGAUGAGGAACCCAAGCUCUUCUAUAACAUGGAGGCUCUGGUCCACCCUGCCCUUCUGAGAUUCGCAAGCGCUGCACCAUACAAGCCUGCGUUCAGUUUCCCUGGUCUUUUGUUGUCAUUCCUGGUCGGUGGUAGCUGCCCCUCGGUGCCGUUCUUCACCCCACAGAGAAUCGUCCAAAUGUUCUUCGAUUUUAUCAUGGGGAUGUCGUGGAAGGGGAUGGGCAUGCCGCGCCCUGGUCUUUAUGUCGGAAUGGCGGGUUCAAGUAUGCUUGCAUUAGCAUGCCUCGCAUCUGAUCGGGCGGAAGGCCAGAAAUGGGGCGAAAGGCAAGUGCCCAUCUACCCUCUGUUCAGCAAGGGGUAUUUGAAUCGAGAGGGGUGGACACUGGCCUUAUCGGAAGACUCUUACGCAUUUUGCCGGCAUAUGUAUAGAGAGGCAGAUGGAGAGGCAGAUGGAGAGGCAGAUGGGAAGUCCAUGGAGGUUCUGGACAUCGACAGUUUCCUCAGCGCAAUGGAAGCCGAGGGACAUCCUGCUGCGCUCUCAGCCUCCGUCGCAAAAUUGAAGGAGCUCAUUGCCGAAGUAGAGAUCAAGGUCAUGGAUAUGGAGGGAGCGAGAUUGUCCUCGCAAAUACUUGCGCGAAACGCUCACAGCUACGCAACGACAUUUCAGCGAUAG
Molecule: messenger RNA, 1458 nt
Organism: Pleurotus ostreatus (oyster mushroom)
Lineage: Eukaryota; Fungi; Basidiomycota; Agaricomycetes; Agaricales; Pleurotaceae
Exons: 3
Coding region: 1-1458 (485 amino acids)
Source: RefSeq, a predicted model, not a curated record